This is a messenger RNA of Debaryomyces fabryi, 1905 nucleotides long. It is a transcript of the gene IME2, whose product is annotated as protein kinase. NCBI's taxonomy places the organism in Eukaryota, Fungi, Ascomycota, Pichiomycetes, Serinales, Debaryomycetaceae. Gene Ontology annotation, biological process: intracellular signal transduction; protein phosphorylation. Gene Ontology annotation, molecular function: protein serine/threonine kinase activity; ATP binding. The record is from RefSeq and is a predicted model, not a curated record. Bases 1 to 1905 code for a protein of 634 amino acids. The transcript has a single exon. Gene Ontology annotation, cellular component: nucleus; cytoplasm.
AUGGAGAAAGUCACCUCCAACAUUCCAGUUGUUGAAAAACCUAUAAUUCCACCAGAUAUCAAUAAUCCCCCUAGUUCAAUUCCAUUAAAGUCGUAUGGGGAAAAUUAUCAAGACAUAAGUAAUCUUGGUAAUGGAAGUUUUGGGUCUGUCGUUUUGGCCAAGUACAAGCAAGACAAAGCUACUCUUUUGAAGGUAGACAUAAAGAAAAAGGGAACACUUAUUGAUCCUUUGACAGAAUCAGAUGCUCAUCUCAGUUGCUUGGUUGCAAUUAAAACUAUGAAGACCCCACUUCGUACUUUAGAUGAAGCAACAAGCCUUAAAGAAGUCAAAUUUAUUCUAUGCAUUCCCUCUCAUCCUAGCUUGGUACAGAUAUAUGAUAUGUUCAUUGAUAACAAGCAAUUCUCUCUCCAUAUUGUAAUGGAGUCGAUGAACCAGAAUUUGUACCAGUUAAUGAGAGCUAGAAAGAGGAUUAAGUUUUCCCCGGCAACCUUGAAAAGUGUUUUAACACAGCUUUUGGAAGCUAUUCGUCAUAUUCACAAGCAUGAUUAUUUCCACCGGGAUGUAAAACCAGAAAACAUUCUUAUUAUGCCUACGCUGCAAUAUUAUGGAUCAAGAGAGAACAUUCCACCCAGUCGGAGAGGAGAUAAUUAUGUUUUAAAGCUCGCUGACUAUGGCCUAGCACGCCAUAUAGGCAAUCUUUGCAAGUACACUUCUUACGUUGCUACAAGAUGGUAUCGUUCACCCGAAAUUUUACUAAGAAGAAUGUGGUAUUCCAAGCCUGUUGAUAUGUGGGCUUUUGGCACAAUUGCCGUCGAGGUAGCCAAUUUCAUACCAUUGUUUCCUGGAGCUAGUGAAGUUGAUCAGAUCUGGAGAGUCCUAGAAGUACUCGGAAGUCCUACGCUUCCUAGCUUUGGUACGCAUCUGUAUAAAAGACAUUAUUAUGCGCCUUUAGGUGGCUAUUGGAAAGAGGCUCAAUUAUUAUCGUCUAGAUUAGGGUUCAGUUUACCCUACACCGAUGGCGUACAACUAUGCAACCUUAUACCUGAUUCAGUUUCAGAAUUAGGUGAAGUUGUCAAAGCAUGCCUCACUUGGAAUCCCGAUGUAAGGGCUGAUGUUGAUACUAUUUGUGCUAUGUCAUAUUUUAAGAAUACUUCCGUUUCAAAAUCAUAUAAAGACCCCGAAAGACCAAGUAACAAGCUUGCAAGGCCAACUCCUUUGAAGGAAGUAAACAGCCCGUUUCAGCAGUUUUCAGGGAUACAGCCAUAUAAGAUGUCAUUAAAUGACUUCAAUAGCAAAAAGCGCAUAAAGAACAGCUCAAGCUUUGAAUCCCGUACUUUGAAUGUUCCACAGUACAAUAAUGAGAAUUAUUGCAAUAAUUCAUUUAGUCAAACAAAAAACAAUGUCAUGCUGAAGACUGAAUUCCAGAUACAUGAUGAUUUUGAUGACGGAUAUGAAAAGGAAUUUAUGAAGGAAUAUAUAGGCAAGCAAGCCGGUAAUUCUGACACUCGUGGAGACGUGCUUGAUUUUGAAGAUAGACGCAUCAAGGGUCCCGAGGAUGAUACUAAUAUAACACCCCGAGGUAUAAAUAAUACUCCCCCAGAACUUGCAGAAGAGUACUGCAAUGAGAGCUUUAAUUUCUAUGAUUUAAAUUACUCUAAUAAUGAAGGCGAUGCAAUAAUAACCGAAUAUGAUAGUGAAAACACCUACUCAAAAAACGACCAUGAUUACUCUUGGGAAGGGUUCAAUAAUCUCGAUAUUACCAAUAAUAAUAAUAAUAAUAAUAAUAAUAAUAAUACCGAACAGUACUUUUCAAAUAAUUUAGCAGCUUUAAAGGAGCCACUUGAAGACGAGUUUGGUAUAAUAGCAGAUAUAUCAUUCGGAAGUAGUCAUGGGAUUAAAUGUUGA